CCGCGCUGUGUAGGCCUUGACCUUACUCUCCUCUCUCCGGCUUCUCCAUUUCGCCCUCUACGCUCUUCGCCCCAUCUGGUGUUCUAGUGAUCUAGGUGCUCCAUCACACUGCCUCCACUGUAUCAGUUUGUAAUCCAUAGUGUUGCUCUACAUCGCCUUCCCGAGCAUCUGUUGAUUUACGAGGUUUUUUGAGUUCCUUGAACUCUGUCUUAAGGUUGCAUGCUCUGUGGUUUCCUAGCCGAAGAGUGACUGUGCGUGCAGUUGGAGCUGGAGUUCGGUUACUGGGGUGUGAUACGGCUGUUGUAGCUAUGACGUCCGUGUCGCUCAAAAGCGUUGAGACGAUGUCGACAGUGAAAAUCUUGGAGGGGCAAGGUGCCAACAUGACUCCAACCAAGAUGGGUCUGUCGAAGAGAGUGUACCCUAUUCUUUCACUCAACCCGUACCAAGGGAAUUGGACAAUUAAAGUGAGGGUCACGAGCAAGAGCCCUCUCAGGACUUUCAAGAACGCACGUGGAGAUGGGAAUGUCUUCAACGUUGAGCUCACCGAUGAAGAUGGUACACAAAUUCAAGCCACAAUGUUUAAGGAGGCUGCUGACAAAUUCUAUGACGUUCUGCAACUGGACAAGGUAUAUUUCAUCUCCAAAGGCAGCUUGCGUAUGGCGAAUAAACAAUACGCUACCGUAAAAAACGACUAUGAAAUGACGCUCAACAGCAAUUCUGAAAUUGUAGAGGCGGAUAUUGAGAGUUCUACCUUCAAAUUGCCUUCUGCAACAUACAACUUCACUAAGAUUUCUGACCUUGGUCGGCACAUAAGUUCCAAGAGGUUUGUCGACGUUUUGGGAGUCGUCCAGAGUGUGGGGCCUUUAACGACGGUGAAUCGUAAAUCCAACAACGAUGAAAUUCCUAAGCGAGACAUCGUGCUCUUGGACCAAAGUCGCCAAACAGUAGUUUUGACGCUUUGGAACAACAUGGCCGUGAAGGAAGGGGCGUCUUUGGCAGACCUGAUCGCUGAAUCCCCUAUUCUCAUGGCUAAAGGGCUUCGUCUGAGCGACUUCCAAGGUGUAUCUCUUUCAUCCACCAUGAAUACCAUGGUUCUCAUCAAUCCAGUCAUACCAGAUGCAAACGAACUCCGCACUUGGUAUGAGGAGGAUGGACGGACUGCUUCCUUGACUCCUGCUGGGGCCAGCCUCCCAGGGGGUACGAACCAGAAUCGGUCCUCAUUUACAGACCGAGCCGUGCUUUCCGAUAUCAUUCAACCUAAUGUUGGUGAAGGCAAGCCGAUGUACUUCAAUGUGAGAGCGUACAUCAGCUUCAUCAAGCCAGACCAAGCUAUGUGGUACUUAGCUUGCCAAACUUGUAAUCGCAAGGUGGUGGAGCAGAGCAGUUCAAGUUACUGGUGUGAGGGAUGUCAGAAUCAUUAUGAUAAAUGCAGCCGCAGGUAUAUCAUGCAAGCCAAGCUAUCGGACUCUUCAGGAGAGGCCUGGGUUUCUGCAUUCAAUGAGCAGGCAGAAUCACUCCUAGGUGUUAGUGCAGACAAUCUCUCCGAGAUGAGGAAUCAGGCCGGCGAUGAUAACCAAUAUCAGAAUGCCGUAAGGAAGGCAAUGUGGCAACCGUGUGUAUACCGCAUCAGUGCUGCCCAGACGGAGUACAUGAGCGAAAAGCGACAGCGACUCACUGUACGCACAGUAGUGCCAGUCGACUGGGUUGCUGAAAGCAAGCACCUUCUGGCGAAAAUAACGAAAGGUUGAUCACUUGAUAGGAAACCAGUGUUGCAUGUCCGACGAACAGACAGCUACAAGCGGUGACUCUACUUUUGGUAUAAGAUGGAGUACGUCACGCCCCUUCUUAAAUGCCCUACUCUACUCCGCCGCCUUCAGAUUGAAACAAUAUCUGGUGGAUAAGAGCGACUUGCAGUCAGUGCUACAGAAGAAGAAAGUUAUCCAAUUUGCAGGCGAUCAUACUGUAGCCUUCCCUACCGGCUUCAAUUACCUCGAUAGUUCGAAAUAUAAAUGCGCCAAUAGACCACUGUAAAUAUUUAAGAUUGUUUACUCUUGUCUCCAUAGCCGGGCGAUCCAAGGAUAUCCCGAGCGUUCUAAUUUGAAGUAAAUCCAUCCAUGUGCUGUUGAAAUAUGCACAUACUUAUGGACAAAUCUCAUCCUC
This is a messenger RNA of Physcomitrium patens, 2160 nucleotides long. The record is from RefSeq and is a predicted model, not a curated record. Lineage: Eukaryota; Viridiplantae; Streptophyta; Bryopsida; Funariales; Funariaceae.